GUUUCCCGAGAAGUCAGAACUCUGAGAGGGGCAGUAUUUAGGGCUGCAACAGCCCGGACUGCAAGACAGCUUCGCCGUGUCUGCACCCCUGAACACCGGCGGACACAUUUCUAACGGGACCUACCAGCUGCACGAACCGAACCUUCGUCACUAAAGAAAUGGCCCAUUCAAAACCACUGCUGAUUCCAUGGCUUAAGACCAGUAUUGACAGUGGGAGGUAUCCAGGUGUCCAGUGGACAAACCCUGAGAAAACAGAGUUCUGCAUCCCAUGGAAGCACGCUCUAAGACAGGACACCUCGGACACUGAUGUGCUCAUCUUUAAGGCCUGGGCAGAGGUGAGUGUAAACGGCCGGGCUCAGGGAGACCCCUCAGUCUGGAAGAGGAACUUCCGCAGCGCCCUCAGAGCGAAGGGCUUCAAACUGGUGUCGGAUGACAAGAACGAUCCUGCUAACCCACAUAAAGUCUAUUGUUGGCCACAGGAGGCGGUAUCAAAAGCCAACUCUUCUGCUGGGUCCCAGGAACAAGAUGACUCCAAUAUUAUAAAUGGCUUCAUAGCUCAGGAGAGUAAGGUUGUCCCAUUCUUUGAUGAAGAUCUUUUUAAUCCACAGGACAUUCUGAUGCCAGCAUGCCCAGCCAGCCAAGAUAUCCUCCAGGAGUGUCUACAAGGACUAAAUAUUGGCCCUGAAGCAGAGGGCACCGCGGGCUUUCAGCCUCCUACUGAGCAACAGCAGCUGCAGAAUCGAGUUGUGAUUGGUGCACACCCGUUGCCCGGGCAACAGCAGGAUCCAGUAAUGUGUGAGGGUGCAGCCGGUGAAACUGGGUUGCCAGAGCAACCAGCACAUCCAGUGAGGGGAGCGCAGGGGGUGGGCUACAGUGACAGGCAGCACGCGGCGCAGUUCCUACAGACGAUGAACCAGACCAGAGAUGAAGCUUUCAAGACUCAGUUCAGGGUGUCUGUAUACUACAGAGGGGUGAAGGUCUCUGAGCAGGCGGUUCCUAAUGAAGCUGGUUUCCGCCUUAUUUACAGGCCUGACCUAACUGGUACUGUUGUGGAUCAUGAGACGGGCCUCUCCCUCGUCUCUCUGCCAAGCCCCGAAGGCAUUCUGGAUCAAACCCAAGCCACGCUGACCCAAAAGAUUCUGGAAAACCUUGGCAAUGGUCUGGACGUGGGGAUGUCGGAGCACAUCAUCUACAGUCAGCGGCUGGGUGAGGUCAAAUCUUUCUGGAGCUUUUCCAAGUUUGACAGCAGCAGAAAGCCGCAGGAGAUUUCUAAACUGCAUCCUGAACCUCUUUACCAGGUCAGGGACUUUGUCAGAGGGAUAAUAGAUUUUAUUAAUGGAAGGGACUCUCCGCCCUGCUCCCUGUUCUUCUGUCUUGGGGAAAAGUGGCCUGACCUUGACAACAGGCCUUGGGAAAAAAAACUCAUCACAGUUGAGGUGAUUCUGACUUCAAUGGAGCUUCUGAAGAAUAUGGCUGUUGAGUUUGGCGCCUCCUCUCUGCAGUCUGUAGAACUGCAGAUGUCGCUUGAAGAAAUUAUGGAUCUUUACUGAUGAAUUUCUGCAGUUUUUCUGCACCUAACAAUAUGAGAACAUCUCAGUUUAUUAUCUGAGGAAGAUUUUAUUCGACACCAAACAGAUCCUGUCAAAACAAGAGCCACAUUGUCUCACUGCGUUAGCUUGGGACGUCACAAAGUAAUGCACAUGUUUAAGAUGCAACUAUAAAUAUGGUUGCUUUUAUCUUUUAUCUUUAUAUUUUGAUUAGAAAACUGACAUAUUUUUUAUGAAUAUUUUUAAGAUUUAUUAGAAUACUUCUAAAAAUAUGAACUUUGGAAAAUAAAAACAUCCACCAUACGCUGUUUAUUCAUGCUUAAUUCUGGCCUUCCAAAUCAUUUGCUUAGGUGACUAAGUUGCCCUAAUUAUGAUCUUAUUUACUGCAAUAUAUUUACAAAAUAAAUGAAUUCAUGUUUAAUAUCUACCUGCACAUUGGAUGUAUAAGUAUGGUGAAAAACAACAAAAUUAAUGUUCUGUAACAAACAGUAAACCCUCAGGGAAAUUGUUUACUCAAAAAAGGUGCAACAAUUCAUGUUUUAGUUGCUUUAUGUGUGCAUACAGCAUCCUUCAUGUGCAUUGGCUCUCCUGGAGGAUAAGUUAAAACAUUAAAAUAAAAUAUUUUUUAAUGUAGUUUCAAAAUAUUACCUGCAGUGUCCUACCACAGAGUUUUAGACUUUUUUUUUACCUCCCUUAUCAUUGUCCUUGGAUGAACUGGUGUCCUUGUACAGCCUCAUUUGUCACUGUUUCUUCUUUUAAAUGUUUUAAUUAAAGCUCACACUAGGUAUAAGUAAGCUUAUGUAAGUAGCUGUUUUCUUGUGGCCAUUCCCUGUUACAUGUCUGCCCAAAUCAAAUGGCAUGUUCUCCUGUUUUUCUUAUUUUGAAGAUUCACAUCAUAUUUACAUGUGAGGGAAAGAGGAUGUCAUGAAUAACUAAUGAAAUAUUCACUGUGAUUAACCUAGAAGAAUAAAUAUUUUAAAACAAAAUGCUUCGGUAACAUUUAUUUAAAAGGAACCACAAUGGAUUUAAUUAAAAAUAAAUAUUUCUUAAUGUGGCAAUUUUUCUCCUAAACAAAUGAACCCAAGGUAACCCCCUUAAUGGCUAGGAAAAUAUUUGUUUUUUGUUGUCAAAAACCUUCAAAAUUAAUUAGACUGCUAAUUGUAAUACAACACACACAGUAAGAUACGAAUUUAGUAUUUAUUAUCCAAACAAUCUAAAUUAGGCAUCAAAUGAAAUAACUUUCACAGCAACCACUAGUGGGUGGCAAAUUUCUAAUAUGAUCCUUGCCGUGUGUUGAAUAUGCAUCAACAGGCAUUCAUGGUGAGCUUAAAGGUUGAAUUUUUAAAGAAAUCUUGAUGCGAGAUUGUGUUGCUGCAGUAAAAGACGAAUUUAUCUCAAUGGGUUUUACAUAUACUAAAAAUGUAAAUUGCAUAUGUGCUCCAUAUUAUCCUACAAGACGUCACAGUCUGUACCAUAUAAUAUAUGCUGUAUGCUGUAGGAUUCGUCUCACAUGUUUGGAACCUCUCGGAUGUUGCAUAUUAAGAAAUACUGCAAUGAUUUUGAAAGGGCUGAGUAUUUUUAAUAGAAGGAAUGCGCUUUAAUGAAACACUGAUAUUAUAAUCAUGAUGAAAUUGAUUUCUCCUCAGGAACUACAACACAAAUAAGAACAGUAAUCUUAAGUCAGACCAGUGGUAAAGCUGCUCUACAUUUGUUUUUUUAGUCUGAAGUCAUUAUUUCUUGAUUUCAGUCACAGUCAAACAAUGAUUAUCUGUUUUUCUCUCUGGGUUUCCAACCACAGCAUUCAGUUUAUGUACCAACCAAACCUAAGUAAUGGGAUGUUUACAAAACCCAACCAAUAAAGUGAAUUAAGUGAUUUAA
Molecule: messenger RNA, 3425 nt
Organism: Girardinichthys multiradiatus
Lineage: Eukaryota; Metazoa; Chordata; Actinopteri; Cyprinodontiformes; Goodeidae
Gene: irf3
Product: interferon regulatory factor 3
Exons: 11
Coding region: 159-1550 (463 amino acids)
Biological process (GO): immune system process; regulation of transcription by RNA polymerase II
Cellular component (GO): nucleus
Molecular function (GO): protein binding; DNA-binding transcription factor activity, RNA polymerase II-specific; RNA polymerase II cis-regulatory region sequence-specific DNA binding
Source: RefSeq, a predicted model, not a curated record